AUGCUGUUGUUUCUACUACUAUCUGUGGUGUGUAGUGUUCAGGGGAAUAACUUAAUUUCUGAUGCGUUGGAUCCAUCAUGGAACGACCUGUUGGACGCUGGAGGUAUGCACAUUGGACACGGUCGUACAAAGAGAUUUGUUGAACUAAAUCAAAAUCAACCAAAUGUGCCGUACCAGGCUUGCCUUCUGCCAGAUGGGAAGACAGGACAUUGCCGCCACUUACACUAUUGUGUUCAGGAUGAAUUCAAAAGGGAUUUCAUGAAGUUUAUGGACUUCCUUUGUAUCAUACAGCAUUCGGCUAUUGGUGUCUGCUGUCCAGACAGUAUGGCGGAAGGUUCAGCAGACGCGUUGGCUGGUGAUCUUCCUGCUACAGCACCGCGGGAUGAAAAUGAAAUUACCCUGAAGAUCACUCGCGCUGAGAACAGAGGUUGUGGACUCAGUACGCGUGUCCAAGGCCGUGUCACCGGCGCCAGGCCUGCUAACCCACGAGAAUGGCCGUGGAUGGCGUCCAUUACACCUUACGGCUUCGAGCAGUACUGUGGCGGAGCCUUGAUCACAGACAGACAUGUGCUUACAGCAGCACAUUGCACUAGACGAUGGAAGGCUGAAGACCUAUCCGUGCGUCUUGGUGAAUACGACUUCCAAAGAACAAACGACUCCCGCUCAUACAACUUCAAUGUAAUCGACGUUCGCCAGCAUGAACUAUUUGAUUCCUCGAACUAUCAUCACGAUAUUGCUAUUCUGAAACUGCAUAGGCCAACUGUAUUCAACACGUAUGUCUGGCCUAUUUGUCUGCCACCAAGGGGCUUGCAAUUGGACGAUAAAAUUGCUACUGUUAUUGGUUGGGGUACCCAGUUCUACGGCGGUCCAAACAGUGAUGUCCUGAUGGAAGUAUCAGUACCGGUGUGGAAGCACGAGGAAUGCGUCAGAUCUUUCGCGGACUCUGUAUUUCAGGAGACGCUGUGCGCGGGUGGAAAGGAAGGCGGCAAAGAUGCUUGUCAGGGCGAUAGUGGGGGUCCUCUUAUGUACCAAAUGUCAAGCGGUCGUUGGUCAGUUAUAGGAGUCGUGUCUUGGGGCGUUCGAUGUGGUGAACCGAAACACCCCGGUUUGUAUACGAAAGUGGAUGAGUACUUGGAGUGGAUUUUACGUAACACUGUUUUCUAA
Messenger RNA from Pieris macdunnoughi, 1164 nucleotides. NCBI's taxonomy places the organism in Eukaryota, Metazoa, Arthropoda, Insecta, Lepidoptera, Pieridae. The record is from the annotation of a GenBank genome assembly.